GUAGCGAAGUAGCUUAAAGUUGCAGACUCUUUUUCUAUCUCCCUCUUUUUUGUUUCUCUCUCUAUCUCGCUCUCUCAUUGUUAGGGUUUCCAGAUUUUCCCUCUGAAACUGAGAGUUUCUGAUUCAAGGGGUUUGAUCGGAACCCCAUUAGAGCAAAAUGUCUUCUUCAAGAGGAGGGCCUGAUCAGGGGCCAUCCCAGCCGCCGCGCCGUAUUAUGCGGACACAGACUGCUGGUAAUCUUGGAGAGUCAUUUGACAGCGAAGUGGUUCCGUCUUCCCUUGUCGAGAUUGCCCCCAUUCUCCGUGUUGCUAAUGAAGUUGAAUCUAGCAACCCUAGGGUUGCUUAUCUAUGCCGGUUUUAUGCGUUCGAGAAAGCACACAGGUUGGAUCCCACUUCCAGUGGAAGAGGUGUAAGGCAGUUUAAGACUGCCCUCUUACAGCGUCUUGAAAGAGAACAUGAUCCGACUUUAAUGGGACGGGUUAAGAAAAGUGAUGCCCGUGAAAUGCAGAGUUUUUAUCAGCUUUACUAUAAGAAGUAUAUCCAGGCUUUGCACAAUGCAGCUGACAAGGCUGAUCGUGCCCAAUUGACAAAGGCAUACCAAACUGCAAACGUUUUGUUUGAGGUUUUGAGGGCUGUUAAUCUGACGCAGUCUAUUGAAGUUGAUCGGGAGAUUCUGGAAGCUCAAGAUAAGGUUGCUGAGAAAACACAGUUGUAUGUCCCCUAUAACAUCCUUCCACUUGAUCCUGAUAGUGCAAACCAGGCAAUUAUGAGAUAUCCUGAGAUUCAAGCUGCCGUUCUUGCACUUCGUAACACUAGAGGUCUUCCAUGGCCAGAAGGGCACAAGAAAAAGAAAGAUGAAGACAUGCUUGAUUGGCUUCAGGAGAUGUUUGGCUUUCAGAAAGACAACGUGUCUAAUCAAAGGGAGCACCUGAUCUUAUUACUCGCUAAUGUGCAUAUAAGGCAAUUUCCAAAGCCUGAUCAGCAGCCAAAGUUAGAUGAUCGAGCGUUGACAGAAGUAAUGAAGAAGCUCUUCAAGAACUAUAACAAAUGGUGCAAAUAUCUUGGUCGAAAAAGAAGUCUUUGGUUACCUACUAUACAACAAGAAAUGCAACAGCGCAAGCUGUUGUAUAUGGCUCUGUAUCUUCUCAUCUGGGGUGAAGCUGCGAAUUUGAGAUUCAUGCCAGAAUGUCUCUGCUACAUUUAUCAUCAUAUGGCAUUUGAAUUAUAUGGCAUGCUGGCUGGGAAUGUUAGUCCUAUGACUGGGGAAAAUGUGAAGCCAGCUUACGGUGGUGAAGAAGAUGCAUUCUUGAGGAAAGUUGUGACUCCUAUUUAUGAAGUGAUCGCAAGGGAGGCUGAAAGGAGCAAGAGAGGAAAGUCAAAGCAUUCUCAGUGGAGGAACUAUGAUGAUUUGAAUGAAUACUUCUGGUCAGUUGAUUGUUUCCGGUUAGGUUGGCCAAUGCGAGCUGAUGCUGAUUUCUUUUGUCUGCCUGUUGACCAGCUCAACUCGGAGAAAAAUGGGGACAACAGCAAACCUACUGUUGCCAGGGAUAGAUGGGUGGGAAAGGUUAAUUUUGUUGAGAUACGCUCCUUUUGGCAUGUGUUUAGAAGCUUCGAUCGAAUGUGGAGUUUCUUUAUUCUGUUCCUUCAGGUUAUGAUUAUUUUGGCUUGGAAUGGUCCGGGAGGACCAAAUACAAUCUUUCGAGCUGAUGUAUUCAAGAAAGUCCUGAGCGUAUUUAUCACAGCUGCAAUACUGAAGCUUGGGCAAGCUGUUCUUGAUGUGAUCCUGAGUAUCAAAGCCCAUCGGAGCAUGUCACUUCAUGUUAAAUUACGAUACAUCUUGAAGGUGCUCUCUGCGGCAGCAUGGGUGAUAAUUCUGCCUGUAACUUACGCCUACAGUUGGAAAGAUCCCCCUGCAUUUGCUAGAACUAUCAAAAGUUGGUUUGGUAAUACCAUGCAUUCGCCUUCACUAUUUAUAUUGGCCGUUGUUAUCUACUUGUCGCCAAACAUGCUUGCGGCUGUUCUGUUCCUCUUCCCCCUGCUUCGCCGGUUCCUUGAGAGGUCCAACUACAGAAUUAUAAUGCUAAUGAUGUGGUGGUCACAGCCUAGACUCUAUGUUGGAAGAGGAAUGCAUGAGAGCGCUUUUUCUCUCUUCAAGUAUACCAUGUUUUGGGUAUUACUUUUAGUUACAAAGUUGGCGUUCAGUUACUACAUAGAGAUCAAACCGUUAAUAGGUCCAACAAAAGCUAUCAUGAGCGUCCGAGUGACUAAUUUCCAGUGGCAUGAGUUCUUUCCUCGUGCAAGGAACAAUAUUGGUGUUGUUAUUGCUCUUUGGGCUCCUAUUAUUCUUGUAUAUUUUAUGGAUACUCAAAUUUGGUAUGCCAUAUUCUCCACAUUAUUUGGUGGUAUUUAUGGUGCAUUCCGUCGGCUUGGGGAGAUCCGUACGCUGGGAAUGCUUAGAUCACGUUUUGAGUCACUGCCUGGAGCAUUUAAUGCCUGCUUGAUUCCAGAUGGAGUCAGCCAGCAAAGAAAGAAAGGACUAAGGGCGACUUUAUCCCAUAACUUCACAGAGGUGCCACCUGUUAACAAAGAGAGAGAGGCUGCAAGAUUUGCCCAGUUGUGGAACACAAUUAUCAGUAGUUUUCGAGAGGAAGAUCUUAUAAGCGAUAGGGAAAUGGAUUUGUUGCUAGUCCCAUAUUGGGCUGACCGUGAUUUGGAUCUUAUACAGUGGCCUCCAUUUUUACUUGCUAGCAAGAUUCCUAUAGCAUUGGAUAUGGCAAAAGACAGUAAUGGGAAGGACAGAGAGCUCAAGAAGAGGAUUGAAAGUGACACCUAUAUGAAAUGUGCUGUUAGGGAGUGCUAUGCUUCAUUCAAGAAUAUCAUAAAAUUCUUGGUUCAGGGAGACCGUGAAAAAGAGGUUAUUGAGAUUAUAUUUGCUGAGGUUGACAAACACAUAGAAUCAGGUGAUUUGAUUCAGGAAUACAAGAUGAGUGCUCUUCCUAGCCUCUAUGACCACUUUGUCAAGUUGAUCAAAUAUUUGCUAAACAACAAGGAGGAGGACAGAGAUCAUGUUGUAAUCCUCUUCCAGGACAUGCUAGAAGUUGUAACAAGAGACAUUAUGAUGGAGGAUUACAAUAUAUCAAGCUUGGUAGAUUCAACUCAUGGUGGCACUUGGCAUGGAGGAAUGAUCCCUCUCGAGCAACAAUAUCAGCUUUUUGCAUCUUCUGGUGCCAUCAGAUUUCCCAUUCAACCAGAAACAGAAGCUUGGAAAGAGAAGAUCAAGCGUCUGUAUCUUUUGCUUACUACCAAAGAAUCUGCCAUGGAUGUCCCAUCUAACCUAGAAGCAAGGAGGAGGAUUUCUUUCUUCUCAAAUUCAUUAUUCAUGGACAUGCCUGCUGCGCCUAAAGUCCGCAACAUGCUUUCUUUCUCUGUUUUGACACCGUAUUACACUGAAGAUGUUCUCUUCUCCUUGCGUGAUCUGGAAACACCAAAUGAAGAUGGUGUCUCGAUCCUCUUCUACCUACAAAAGAUUUUUCCAGAUGAGUGGAACAAUUUUCUUGAGAGGGUGAAUUGCAUCACUGAAGAGGAACUUAAAGGAUCUGAUGAUUUAGAGGAGGAACUUCGUCUAUGGGCUUCAUAUAGGGGGCAGACUUUGACUAGAACUGUUAGAGGAAUGAUGUACUAUAGGAAAGCCUUGGAGCUUCAGGCAUUCCUUGACAUGGCUAGGCACGAAGAUUUGAUGGAAGGUUACAAGGCAGUAGAAUUAAAUGCGGAGAAUCAUUCACGAGGAGAAGAACGGUCAUUGUGGGCUCAGUGUCAGGCUGUCGCUGACAUGAAAUUUACAUUUGUUGUGUCAUGCCAACAAUAUGGUAUUCAUAAACGGUCUGGUGAUCCUCGUGCUCAGGAUAUCUUGCGGCUUAUGACGAGAUACCCGUCGCUCCGUGUUGCAUAUAUUGAUGAGGUUGAAGAGCCAGUGAAAGACAAGUCAAAGAAAGGCAAUCAGAAAGUUUAUUAUUCAGUGCUGGUUAAGGUUCCCAAGUCAACUGAUCCUUCUGAGCCUGCACAGAAUUUGGACCAGGUUAUUUAUAAGAUUAAGCUUCCUGGUCUUGCCAUUCUUGGAGAGGGAAAGCCAGAAAACCAAAAUCAUGCUAUCAUUUUCUCUCGUGGAGAAGGUUUACAGACAAUUGAUAUGAAUCAGGACAACUACAUGGAGGAGGCUUUAAAGAUGAGGAAUUUGCUUCAAGAAUUUCUUACAAAACAUGAUGGUGUGAGGCAUCCAUCUAUUCUCGGACUCAGAGAACAUAUAUUUACCGGAUCCGUUUCCUCCCUCGCUUGGUUCAUGUCUAAUCAAGAGACUAGUUUUGUCACCAUCGGCCAGAGAUUAUUGGCAAACCCUUUGAAGGUUCGUUUUCAUUAUGGUCAUCCAGAUGUCUUCGAUAGACUGUUUCAUCUAACAAGAGGUGGUGUUAGUAAAGCAUCCAAAAUAAUCAACCUCAGUGAAGAUAUAUUUGCUGGUUUCAAUUCUACACUUCGUGAAGGAAAUGUUACCCAUCAUGAAUAUAUACAAGUUGGUAAAGGGAGAGAUGUCGGUUUAAAUCAGAUCUCUAUGUUCGAGGCGAAGAUUGCUAAUGGAAAUGGAGAGCAGACACUGAGCCGAGACAUUUACCGGCUUGGACAUCGAUUUGAUUUUUUCCGGAUGCUUUCAUGUUACUUCACCACAGUUGGCUUUUACUUCAGCACCUUGAUCACUGUUCUAACUGUGUAUGUCUUCCUUUACGGGCGUCUCUAUCUAGUUCUGAGUGGACUGGAACAAGGAUUGAGUACACAAAAAGGAAUCCGAGACAAUAAACCCCUCCAAGUUGCUCUUGCUUCACAGUCCUUUGUUCAAAUUGGUUUUCUGAUGGCUUUACCUAUGCUUAUGGAAAUUGGGUUAGAGAGAGGUUUCCGUACUGCCUUGAGUGAAUUUGUGCUGAUGCAGCUACAAUUGGCACCAGUGUUUUUCACGUUUUCUCUCGGUACAAAAACCCACUAUUAUGGAAGGACUUUACUACAUGGAGGUGCGAAGUACAGGUCUACGGGAAGAGGUUUUGUCGUCUUUCACGCAAAGUUUGCUGAUAACUACAGGCUCUAUUCUCGAAGCCAUUUUGUAAAGGGACUUGAGAUGAUGAUGUUGCUCAUUGUCUAUCAAAUUUUCGGGAAUUCGUACAGAAGUGCAGUUGCAUAUAUCUUGAUCACCAUAUCUAUGUGGUUCAUGGUGGGAACUUGGCUUUUUGCUCCUUUCCUCUUCAAUCCUUCCGGGUUUGAGUGGCAAAAAAUUGUCGAUGAUUGGACCGACUGGAAUAAAUGGAUAAAUAACAUCGGAGGUAUCGGUGUCCCGGCAGGAAAAAGUUGGGAAUCAUGGUGGGAGGAGGAGCAGGAACAUCUUCGCUUUUCUGGAAAGCGUGGUAUAAUAGUUGAGAUUUUGUUAGCCUUGCGGUUCUUCAUCUACCAAUAUGGGCUUGUUUACCAUCUGACGAUUACGGAAAAGGCGAAGUCCAAAAGUUUUCUGGUUUAUGGAGUGUCAUGGCUGGUGAUCUUCGUAAUAUUGUUUGUGAUGAAGACUGUAUCCGUAGGAAGGCGGAAGUUCAGCGCAAGUUUCCAGCUCAUGUUCCGGCUGUUGAAGGGAUUGAUAUUCAUGACGUUGGUCGCUCUUCUUGUCAUUUUGAUCACUCUUGCUCACAUGACCAUUCAAGACAUCAUCGUUUGUAUCCUUGCCUUCACGCCUACUGGUUGGGGAAUGCUCCUGAUUGCGCAAGCAUGCAAGCCCGUGGUUCAGAGAGCUGGGUUCUGGGGAUCGGUCCGUACGCUUGCCCGAGGCUAUGAGAUAGUGAUGGGGCUGUUCCUGUUCACGCCAGUGGCGUUCCUGGCGUGGUUUCCGUUUGUGUCGGAGUUCCAGACCCGGAUGCUCUUCAACCAAGCCUUCAGCAGAGGUCUUCAGAUCUCUCGUAUCCUCGGUGGUCACAGAAAGGAUCGUUCCUCUCGCAACAAGGAAUGAGAUCGUACGGCCAUGAACGAACACGGUCCCAUCACUUCUUGUAGUAGUAGUAUCUAAUCUGUUCUGUAGAUUUGGCGAGAUGCCUUGUUGUAACCAUUGCCAUGUCUCCCCAUGUUAUUUGACAUACACUGAUACAUGUGAUGUCUUUUUUUUUCCCCCGAAGGAGAACGAAAAAAAAUCUAAUUUUAUCGAGUAAAAAACGUGAACGAGUUUGUCUUUGAA
Messenger RNA from Tarenaya hassleriana, 6253 nucleotides. Its product is annotated as callose synthase 3. Gene Ontology annotation, biological process: (1->3)-beta-D-glucan biosynthetic process. The record is from RefSeq and is a predicted model, not a curated record. Gene Ontology annotation, cellular component: 1,3-beta-D-glucan synthase complex; plasma membrane. Gene Ontology annotation, molecular function: 1,3-beta-D-glucan synthase activity. The transcript is spliced from 43 exons. NCBI's taxonomy places the organism in Eukaryota, Viridiplantae, Streptophyta, Magnoliopsida, Brassicales, Cleomaceae. Bases 158 to 6031 code for a protein of 1957 amino acids.